This is a messenger RNA of Eimeria maxima, 1053 nucleotides long. RefSeq lists its product as hypothetical. The transcript has 4 exons. NCBI's taxonomy places the organism in Eukaryota, Apicomplexa, Conoidasida, Eucoccidiorida, Eimeriidae. The coding region runs from base 1 to 1053 and encodes 350 amino acids. The record is from RefSeq and is a predicted model, not a curated record.
AUGCGCCGGCUGGCAAACAGCGACGAAGAUGAAAUGUGCCUUGACUUGCUUGAGCGAAUGGAAACAAUCAAUGCAAAUGGUGGCAAGAUAUCUUCGAUGCCCCAUGCACUAUGGCACAACCAGGCCAUUCGGAAGGAAAGUGGCAAACGAAAAAGGGAACCUAGCCCAGAUAACCAAAGUGAAGAAGUAGAGCAAGCUAAGAAGCCCUCACUUGAGGAGGAUAGGCGGAAUCUUAGUCCAGUCUUGCCGGAAGAUUGUGUCCCCUCAGAAAGUUCGUCUUGGUUGGCGCCUCCUUCCCAACCUCCUCCAGAAUCCCAGCAUGAAUAUCAGGGAACCGGUGGGACUAACAGUUCACCACACACAAUAGACAUCGACCCAACAUUGAAUAAAGAUGAAUCUGCACCAUGGUUCACUGUGAUAGAGGAUAUUUUUACGGGAGAUGAACCCGUGGAGCAAUGGUUUCUCGAUUACAUACUCGAUCCGUCUUCGACUUUAUCGCCAGGAGGCGGUUUGGACCAGAUCCAUGGCUCGCAUGAAUUCCCUCAUAAGAGGGCAGCCAACGCUGUUGACCAACUACCUCCGAGUGGCAGUCCAAGGCCUGAACGCCAGAGUUCGGUUGCGCAUGGCAAUGCAGGCGGUGACGCGCAGCUGCCUGUUCGUGAAGGCAAGGAUGUGCAGGUUUACUCGGACCCCUCUGCAGUGCAUCCACGACCAAAAAGCGGCCUACCGAAGCUGCAAAUGCACCCACUUUCCCUGUUGGUAGAAAACUUUUCAGGGUUACAUGAUACUCCUUCGCAGGUUCCCCGAUUCAUUCCUCCCUUUGACAAGUGCAUAAUCGUAUACGAGCCUCAGCCUCUCCCAGGUGGAUCGCUCCCGUCAACGAGUCAGGUGCAGACCCCGGCGCCUAUGCAUGGUUUAAUUAGUAUCGACAACGAAUCAUUGGGAAAACACCGGUUCUUUCGUUUGCCAAAGGCCGAUUGUUCGCGCAAACUUAUUCCUUUUAAAGGCGGAUUGGUGGAAGCAAGUUAUGGACAGGAUUCUGUCAUUUCCUAA